CUUAUAUUGUCUAAUAUGACGAAGACAGCCGGCUUCAUUCAAACAAUGGAACGUGAUGGCUCGUGCAUUAUUAACAAGAAUUGAACGUCUUGCGUAACCUACCCUUGCGUGGUUAUCUGUGGAAGUAUAUGAUUAAAAAACGAUAUACCUUAACGUCGUGAACAGUGUAAAAGACCAAGUGAACAUUGUCAGAGACCAAGUGGAGACUGAUCACUCCGAUAUACACUUUACUGGAUAUCUAGUGAAACAGAAUUCCUAUAAGACACACACAGCGAUGAGAGGACUUCAAACAUAUAUUAAUUUUUAAGCAGGAUACGGAUAUUAUAUGUGAUUCUUUUCAAAACUUACUUCACGUCAACGUUACGUCACGUCAAUGGAUACAGGUGCGCAAAUCAAUACCUGGAAUAUUAGUUAUAAAUAAUGACACGCCGGCGGUCUGAUAUCUGACCGGAUGUGAAUUACUUCAUUAUAACGCACACAUUAAAACUUUAGGAACGCACGAAAAUAUCACCACCAAAACCAGACAGUAGAUAUAGAGAGAAAAAGAUGCCUUCGAAAGGAUUUGAGCUAAAACGGACUAGCGAUAAUGGCUACAUGUCGACGGAAAUUGACGAUCCCGUCCGACAAAAGGCGAUAGAAGCCGAAGCUGACCGCGAGUUCCGCCUAGAGCCGGAGUUUCCCCCUGGGUGCGGCUACAGGGGGUGCAGACCGGGCUGGCUACAGGUGUGCAACAACCCGAAAGCCUUUCUCGUCUUCAUGUGCUGGUUUACUACGAUACAAGGUCUUGUUGUGAAUGGCAUCAACAAUGUGAACACCACGUCUGUUGAGAGGCGUUUUAACCUGCCCAGUUCUCGCGUGGGCCUCGUCUCCAGCGCCUACGACAUUGCGGCGGGGACCACCGUCAUCCUCAUUAGUUACUUUGGGGCGCACGCGCACAAACCGAGAUUGCUGUCGACAGCAGCAUUCAUCAUGGGGUGUGGCUCUCUAGUGAUGAGCAUGCCACAUUUCACCACGGGGUUGUAUCAGCUGAGGGGCACCAUUGCAGAUACAUGUACAGGUACUGGGAACUCCACAGCGUGUACCGUUAAUCCACAGAACUCGUACCUCCAGAACUACCUGUACGUACUGAUCCUGGGACAGCUCCUGCACGGGGUGGGCGGGACCACACUGUACUCCCUUGGGACAGUGUUUAUAGACGAGAACGUGAAGACCAAGGUGUCGCCUAUAUACAUAGGCAUUCUGUACGCGUUCUCCGCUUUGGGGCCAGCAAUUGGAUAUAUAGUCGGAGGCCAGUUCCUUAAUAUCUACGUCGACUUUGAAAAUGUUAAUGUAGAAAAUGUCAACAUAACCCCACAAGAUCCUCGCUGGGUUGGAGCAUGGUGGCUGGGGUUUGUGAUGGCUGGUUUCUUAGCGUGGACGGUGACCGUGGCUCUGUGUGCUUACCCCAGGGAGCUCCCCACCGCCAAGGAGGUGCGAUUAACCAGAGAGUCCCAGGCCCACCAAGAUGGCGGCGAAGACGAAGUCAACCGACCUGGCUUUGGCAAGUCUAUCAGGGACAUGCCAACCGCGGCAAAGGUUAUUCUGAAGAACCCGACGUUCGUGUUCGUGACGCUGGCUGGCUGCACUGAAGGGCUAGUCACUAGUGGCUUCGCUACAUUUCUCCCCAAACUCUUACAAAACCAGUUCGGACUGACGGCCAGCUGGGCCGCCAUGUUGACAGGAUUCGUGGCUGUUCCCGGGGCGGCGGGUGGUCAGCUGCUUGGUGGCAUCAUCUCCAGUAAAAUGAAACUGAAAGUGAAAGGAAUGUUAAAGCUCAGUAUGACAGCCUGCGUCAUGGCAGCACUGCUGGCUGCCUCGUUUUGGAUCAGUUGUGAAACGCCGUCCGUAUUCGGAGUUGAUAUACCAUACCCAAACAGCACCACCGUCCAGGUUAACAACAUCACAGCGGAGUGUAACGCCGGGUGCGGGUGCACCACCUCCAGCUUUGAACCCAUCUGUCUGAACGGCCAGGAGUACUUCACCCCCUGUCACGCCGGUUGCCUGUCGUCUGCGCUGGUCAACGGAUCAAAGGUGUACACAGACUGUAGCUGUAUCGCCGAGGAGCUGGGUUCUAACGUCUCUGCCGCGGCUAGCAUCACCACAGGACGCUGUACCGCCGAGUGUUGGACGCUGUACCUGUUCUUACCCAUUGCAUUGGUGCUGAUACUAUUUACGUUCAUGUCGGCUACCCCGGCCACCUCUGUUACUCUCAGGUGUAUUCCUGACGGACAGAGAGCCUUUGGUCUUGGCUUGCAGUGGGUUUUCAUCAGAUUCUUAGGCACGGUACCGGGACCAAUCUUGUUCGGCGCCAUCAUUGACGGUACGUGUCAGCUCUGGCAGCAAAACUGCACGGAGAACGGCUCGUGUUGGAUUUACGACAGCGCCUUGAUGGGGAGGAACUUCUUCUUCCUCGGCCUCGGCGUCAAGUGUUUGACUGCCCUGUUCUUCUUCCUCGCUCAUUAUUGCUACAAGCCUCCGUCCACGAGGAAAAUGGUGAAGUCGAUGACCCAGCAAACUCUAAAUGUGAGAAAGGUUUCCACCUUUAGCUCGGCAUCACAGACGUCAAACAACUUGUGAUCGCCGCAUUUGUUGGGUAAACCUCUAGUCACGCUGUUCAUUUGUGAU
This is a messenger RNA of Lingula anatina, 2664 nucleotides long. Its product is annotated as solute carrier organic anion transporter family member 4C1. The record is from RefSeq and is a predicted model, not a curated record. Gene Ontology annotation, molecular function: protein binding. Gene Ontology annotation, cellular component: basolateral plasma membrane. NCBI's taxonomy places the organism in Eukaryota, Metazoa, Brachiopoda, Lingulata, Lingulida, Lingulidae. Gene Ontology annotation, biological process: sodium-independent organic anion transport; transmembrane transport.